This is a messenger RNA of Achroia grisella, 2948 nucleotides long. RefSeq names its product armadillo repeat-containing protein 2. The coding region runs from base 87 to 2948 and encodes 953 amino acids. Gene Ontology annotation, molecular function: protein binding. NCBI's taxonomy places the organism in Eukaryota, Metazoa, Arthropoda, Insecta, Lepidoptera, Pyralidae. The transcript has 20 exons. The record is from RefSeq and is a predicted model, not a curated record. Gene Ontology annotation, biological process: cilium organization.
CCAACAUCAAUAUACAUUUUUACAAACUAGGAUGUACUUACCAAAUAACUUCCAAGAAAUGUUGUUUAAAGCACACUAAUAAGGCAAUGAGCGAUAGAGGCACUAGACGCGGCGUCGGCGCACCAUUCUACGCGCCACCACGUCGCAAAACCUCUGCAGAGAUCAUUAGCGAAGCACGAGCUGCUAUAUAUGGAGAGAUGAGUAGUACAACGAGUGGGGCGGGAGGAGCGCUACGACCGCUGCGCACGCGGCGCCCUUUCACGCCGCGUGAACCACAACGCACGCUUUUCGCGGAUCGUGCACGCAAGCGUGACCCUCGACCGCCUAGUGCUUUUGACCUAAAGUAUUUGAGUCUGUCAGAAAGCAAUGAAGACUUGACGGCAGCUAUACUCGGCGCUCAAGUCUCCAAACUUGACGAAGACAGCUUGAAUGGUGUGCUCCUAACUGAACCACAGACCAAUACAAGGAGGAAACCAGCCAUCCGAAACCCUACACGACUAGUGCAAGACCGAUCUACGGAUGUUUGGGGCGGGUUUACUAAACUGCCCCAUCUAAGCGGUAAAAGCAAACCGCUACAUCGCAGGAACACUACAGGCCAAACUGAUGAGUUCAAAACAGAUCAGGAAUUAGCACAUGCGAUAUCAGUUAUCAGACCAUUAGGAAGCGCCGACGGCGAUAGUUCUGUUGCCGAAUAUGGAGAUUAUUGCAAAUCUCUAAGUCCCGAUGCGGGCAUUAAACGGAGGCAAUUCGCUGGAAGUAAAUCCCAAUCGUACGACGUCAGUACUAACCAGGCACUUGGAGAUAUUCCAGUCAAACAAUUGGCUGUACAGCUGCCGAACACAUCGACUGGGGAUUUCGACAGCUUAACCGUCCUAGAAUUAGCUGAAGUGCUAUCGGAGCGUACUCGUGAUGUAGAUCGCAUUUUACAAUUGAUGGAUGCGCUGCAGAACAACAUACAGAGGAAUAUUCCGUCCAGUACUCUUCGUGACAUGGUGCUGCGUUCGUUAUACACGCAUAUAGACAGCGACGAUGAAAGGGUGCUAGUGGCUAUUGCCAGAGCUAUGUUGACAAUGCGCGUCACCGGAGCACACCUAGCAGCUGCCUGUAAAUUAGUCUUCAAGAUAGCAAGAAAUGACAAAAAUGAUCACUUCUUUAGAAAUACUAAUCUGUUGGAGCUGGUGGUGGAAGGAUGCGGGCGCGCGGACCCCGUGUCGGAGGGCGAGUGCUGCGUAUACGGUGCGGGCGCGCUGCGGUUCCUGGCGCUGGAGCCGCGGCUGUGCUCGCUCGCGCACCGCGCCGGCGCCCUACACCUCGCCGCCCUGCAUCUCAAGAUACUCAACACGGCCAAAGCAGAAAACCCUAGAGCCGUAGCGGAGCAGUCCACCCACGCACUGUACCAGCUAACUGGAGCUCUGCGAAAUUUAGCGGGCGCCGGGGAGGAACACGUGCGCACGUUCGUGUCUAGUGGCGCGCUCGCGGAGUUGCUCGCAGCGCUGCAGCUCCACACGGAUCGCGACGUGCUCACCAACGUGGCGCGGUGUCUCAGCGUGGUGUCGGGCGAGGAGUCAUGCUGUGCUUGGUUGUGCGCGUGUCCGCACGCUGCGCGCGCUCUGCUGCGGGCGCUAGCCGCGUGUGCUGUUCGUGCUCCUCUCGCCGUGCGCCUGGCGUACACGCUCGGGAACAUGGCCGCAGCCGACCACCACGCCAGGCUCAACAUUUACAAUGAGGACGGUGGAGUUGAUGUCCUGCUCACAAUACUGGAGUCGUACAGUAAACGUAACGAAUAUGAAACACGGGAUCCAGUAACGGAUCCUGACCUUCAUCUAGUGGGUACCGAUUUGAGCGGAUCUGAUGGUUCAAAUGAAGAUGUUCUAAUUAAGACUGUUAGAGUGGUCGCCAACUUGUGUUUGGCCGAGAGAGCAGGGCGGGGACUGGCGGAGACACAUGCAGAGAGAACCAUCAAAGCUUUGAUGGCUUGUCUUGAAUUAGCCGAAAAACCAGCUUUAGACAUGUUGCAGGAUUUAGAUCAUGAUAGAGGAGAACGUCCAAGUUGGUCAGAACGUCGUGAAGAGUUAGCGACAGCAGCAUUUGCAACACUCAACAACAUCACUUUCUACCGCGAGCCACCAGAGCCAGCGGACCCGUUAGAUAAAAUUCUCGAUACUCUCUGUAGAGUUACAUGCCGCUGGUUGGACGGCAGUGGUUCGGCUGCAUGCGAGGCUGUGCGUGCUCUCGGAAAUUUAUCACGAUGCACUAGAUCCGCCAAGCUGAUCGUCCUUGAGGGAGCAGUGCAAAAACUUGUACCUUUCUUACAACACGGGGAAGCGGAAGUGCGGUGCGCGGCGGCGGGCGUGCUGGUGAACGUGUGCGGCGCUGGCGCGGGCGAAGAAGGCGCGGUGGCAGCGGGCGUGGCUGCGCGCGCGCUGGCUGCGGCGGCGGCGGCCCGCGAUGCACCCGCAGCUGCGCUGCUCGCGCGCGCACUCUGGAACGCGCACGCGCACCAGCCGCUGUCACACGCGCACGCGCAUCACGCGUCUAACGCACUCGCACUCUUCAUCGAUGACGAGUCAGUGUUUGCAGCGUGUGAAGCCUCGCAUAUUGGUGAGCGACGCGCCAGCGAUCCAGCCCUUUCUAAACACCAUGUGAAAUUCGAUGUAGACAACAACAACUACGAAGACGAUUACUAUGAAUUACCGCGGAAGCCGCCAUUUAUAAAAGCCUACAGCGUAGAGCCUGAAAUAAAUUUAGAUUCUGAUGAGGAUGGUGGCAGAACUAUUUGUUCUGGUGAAGAUCUCGGCUUCGAAGAGGGUGAUCUAGUUGGAGAAGAGGAAUGUGAUUGCGAUCCGUGCAGGCGACUCGCCGCUUGGGAGGAACUAGUAGGUGUGGCGAUACCUCUGUUAGAGAAACUAAGACCACCCAGAGCUGAUGCAUCUGUAGGGACAGAUUAG